Closterium sp. NIES-65 is the source of this 3120-nucleotide messenger RNA. Lineage: Eukaryota; Viridiplantae; Streptophyta; Zygnematophyceae; Desmidiales; Closteriaceae. The record is from the annotation of a GenBank genome assembly.
AUGCUCAGCUCACACGCCUUAAGCACCCUCUCCCUUGCCCCUCCUUCUUGCCGCCCAUGCUGGCAGGUGGGAACGUUCAAGGGUCACAGGGCGAAGGUCAGGCUUCUUCUGGUGUUGGGCGAAUGCCUGCUCUCAGUGGACGAGCAGAGGCAUGUGCUCCUGUGGCCAGUGGGGACACUGAAGGGACACAAGGCGAAGAUCAAGCUGCUGCUCGUGUUUGGCGAAUACUUGAUUUCAGUGGACGAGAAUAGGCAUGUGCUUAUGUGGCCGGUCAGAGGGACACAAAGAGAUGCGCCCAAGGGAGAGGGAGAGGAAGGGAAGGGGAAGGAGGGGAAUGAAGAAGAGGAGGGUAGAGGGGAAAGAGGGGGACCGGAUGGGGAUGGAGGAGUGGGGAACGAAGAGGGGAAGAAACCUGGAGGGGCUGACCAGGAGGGGUUUGUUCUGGAGCCUCUCGGGCAGUUUCAGCUGCCCGAGGGGUUCAAUCCAACCGGGGUAAUUCACCCCGACACGUACCUCAACAAGCUCCUGUUCGCGUCAGAAGACGGGCGCAUGCAGCUGUGGAAUGUAAAUUCCAGGAAGCUUCUGUACGAGUUCAAGGGGUGGGGCGUGGGGAUAACAGCACUGGUGGGGUCGCCUGCAUUGGAUACAGUAGCAGUGGGGUGCAGCGACGGCAAGGUGCAUGUGCAUAACAUAAGGCUGGAUAGGCCAGUCGUGGAUUUCACACACGCUGCUGCCGGUGCUGUGACAUCCCUCGCCUUCAACUCAGAUGGUCCGCCUCUUCUAGCGGUGGGCGGCAUGGGAGGAGCUAUCAGCGUGUGGGACCUCACCAACCGCCGUCUGCACUCUAUCAUUCCCGACGCUCAUGAUGGCCGUGUAGCGGCGCUUUCUUUUCUCGUGAAUGAGCCGCUUCUGCUGUCCGCUGGCGCUGAUAACAGCCUCAAGAUCUGGAUAUUUGAUUCGGUGGACGACAACCCUCGUCUCUUGCGCUACCGCACAGGACACAGCUCGCCGCCCUGCUGCAUCAAGUACUACAGGAACGGCCGUCACAUUCUCUCGGCUGGGCUCGACAGAAGCUUCCGCAUCUUCUCCACCGUUCAGGACCAGCAAAGCCGGGAGUUAUCGCAGGGAAACUUUGAGAAGAGAAUGAAGAAAAUGAUGAUGAAGGAGGAGAAGCUAAAGCUCUCCAAGGUGGUCUGCAUUGACGCUGCUGAGGUGCGGGAGAGGGACUGGGCGAACGUGGUGACCUGCCACGAGGGUAACCCAGCAGCAUUCGUUUGGGAGCUGAGGAAUUUUGUGAUCGGCAAGCUGAGGCUGGUUCCGCCAGGAAUUGAACCCUCGCCUGCCACUGUGUGUGCGGCCAGCAUGUGCGGCAACUUCGCCCUGGUAGGCACCUCCUCGGGUCAUCUGCACCUCUUCCACCUGCAGUCAGCACGGCACCGCGUGGCGUACCAGUCAGAGAAGAUGCAGUACAGCCCGGCACAUGGCGGCAUGGUGACUGGCGCUGCUAUUGACGCACUCAACAGGCACAGCAUCAGCUGCGGCAGAGAUGGGCGUGUCAAGGUCUGGUAUCUCAAGUCCGGCCGCCUGCGAUUCGAUGUGAAUGUCGGCUCGCCUAUAGUGAAGUUGAAGUUCCAUCACGGCAACAACCUAGCAGCAAUCGCCUGCGAGAAUUUCACGACCUACAUCUUCGACGCCGAGGCUGGCCGGCUGGUUCGGCGGUUCCCGGGCCACGAGGAUCGGAUCACCGCCGUCGAGGUCAGCCCCGACGGCCGGUGGCUGCUGACGUCAGCCAUGGAUCUGACCGUGCGCACGUGGCAUGUCGUGAGUGGCCGCCCGCUGGACGCUUUCCAGGUGCCGACAGCUGUCGUGGGGCUGUCCAUGUCACCCACUUCGGACCUUCUUGCCACCAUUCACCUCAACCGCCGGGGAAUCUACCUCUGGGCGAACAAGGCCAUGUAUUCUGGGAUAGAUGACUCCGACCUCCUCCCGGUUCCCCCCUCCCUCCCUGCCGCCACCGCAACUGACGGCACCGGGACCAAUAGCAGCGUGCCAGCUGUCCAGAUGCCAAUUCUGAUUGGUCCAAACGAGGGAGCGGAGGGGGAGGAGGAGGAUGAGGAGGGGAGGAGGGUGGGUGGAAGGGGUGUGGGGACAGGGGACGUGGCGGUUAUAGCUGGGGAGGGGGGAGGAGGGAGAGCGGGAGUGAGUGGAGGGGAAGGUGAGGUAGGGAGAGGGAAGAGCGAGGGGGGGACGAGAGCAGAAUACUGGACAGCUGAAGAGGCAGAGAGAGAAGCGAGGGACUAUGAAACCAGUGCCGCCGCCACUGCCGCUGCUGCCGCCGCCGCUGGUGGUAGUGGUGGUGGUGCUGCUGCUGCUGCUGCAGGAGAGAACCAACAGCAGAACCAGGAGCUUCAACUUCAAGUCCCGGGGCUGAUAUCCCGUGCCAUGCUGCCUCGCUCUCAGUGGGUGAAUCUAGUGAUGCUAGAUGUGAUCAAGGAGAGAAACAGGCCGAUUCAGCCGCCCAAGAAGCCUGAGCAGGCGCCCUUCUUCCUCCCCUCCGUACCGACGUUCUCGGGGGCGAUCCACUUUGCUCCUCCCCAGGCCGCUGCUGCUGUUGCUGCUGGCUCGGCCGAACCUGCCGGCUCGGCUGGUUCGGCCGAACCUACUGGUAGCACCGCUGCUGCUGCUGAUGGUGUUGCAGGAGGACUGGAGGAGUUUGAAAUGGACACGGAGCUGAUGAGGGCCAUCAGAAGAGGAGCACAGAGCGAGCCAGCAGACUACUCCCAAGCUACGGCUCUGCUGAAGGUCAUGUCGCCGUCAGCCGUUGAUUUGGAGCUGCGGGCGAUCGAGAUCGUUGAUGACAGCCCCUCCCCGGCGGACCUGCACCGGGUGGCUCUCUUCAUGUCCUUCCUCGAGGGGAAGCUUCGUGGAAGCUGCGACUUUGAGCUGCUGCAAGCGGUGACGCACCGAUUCCUGGCGAUCCACGGGUCAGCAAUCUCCUCAUUCCCCCAGCUGCGCGCCAAGCUGCCUGCCCUCAAAGAAGCCCAGGCCUCCAGCUGGCAGCGGCUCGACGAGCUCUUUCAGAGCAUUCGCUGCGUUGUGGAUUUCAUCGCAUCUUCCUAG